Hyalella azteca is the source of this 3503-nucleotide messenger RNA. RefSeq lists its product as uncharacterized. The record is from RefSeq and is a predicted model, not a curated record. The transcript has 7 exons. NCBI's taxonomy places the organism in Eukaryota, Metazoa, Arthropoda, Malacostraca, Amphipoda, Hyalellidae. The coding region runs from base 169 to 2349 and encodes 726 amino acids.
ACACAAUGUUUUCUGUAUAUUAAGUUCAAAAUGAUUUCAGUUGAAUUUUAACACAAAUAGGAAGAUUAAGAUUGUUCAUGUGAUUUGGGUAUCAAUAACCAAUAAAAUGAUUUACUAAUCCUUAAUACAAUUUGUCCCUUAGAAGUGCUUAUCUAUUUUACUAAUAAUAUGGCCAGGCAGCUAGAAGUUCUCACCUAUGUGUUCAUGGAGCCUAGUGCUGCUGAGGAGUUAACUUUCUGCUGGAAUUACUGGAGGCUCCUACAUGAUGCUAUGGGAGACGUUGCCAUGAAUGACUGGGAACAAAUCUUGCUGAACUGUCCUGAGGCGCAACAUAUUGCUGAAGCCGGAGUCUACUUGGCAUACAGCAACAAAUGGAGCGUUGAUGCAGAUUAUCAGACGCUUGCAUUCCCAGGCUGCAAUGUUGAUGCCAUUGCACUGCUGCCUCACCAGCAGCCAGCUUUGCCCAGCGUCCAUCUCCUGGAUGACCCUGUGCCCCAGUCCUGGCGCCAGGUGGCUAGGACAUUCAAAGGAAUUCUUGAUCUGCGACUAUCAGAGAACCAUCAUUUGCAGCCGUGUGACCACAUGCUUGAAGCCUUGAACUUCUCGAGCUGCUCGUUGUCAUUGUUUGUUGGCUGUAUCAAGGAUUCGAACAGCAUCCAAUCCUUGGCCAAAGUCGUGAUGCCCGACUCAGACUUGUGGAUUGUCACGGAGCCACACGUUGACUUGAUGCCGCUGCAGAACAAGCACAGGGAGCUUAGUGCGUGGGUGAUUGUUGAACACACAUCUGAGGGCAACAUCGCUGCCCUGCCCACGUCUCCCCACAUCUUCCUUCGGGUGAAGUCUGUUGCCAAAAAUCAGCAAGAGAGUUUGACUCACACCUUACUUGGCAUGGCUCCUGCUGACAACAGGUUAAGAAGCCUGGAGGUGUAUGGCUGUGAGUUGACUGAAGCGCAGCUGCAGGAGACGCUGGUGGAACUGCAGCGCAAGAACCUCAGGACAAUCUUCCGGAAGCAGAUCGAGGAGGGACCCAGCCGAGUGCUGACAAUACGAGAGAAGAAGUAUGCGCUGAUUCUCACUGAUGAACCGCCGCUACCACCACAGGCAGAACCCAGCAGGCACGUCUCAUUAGAACAUGCCAAGUCACCCACCAGUCUCCCCGUUGCCCUCGCCGUCAGUGGAGAGAACCCCUCGGUGAAGAGAACCCUGGCCUCGUCACAGGGGCACUACUACAUGACUAUGUAUGCUCUGAACGUUGUGCUGCCACCCGCGUUGCGCUUAGUAAUGAAGAUCGUGUGUGCAGACAAGCCUUCAGAAGUUACUUACUUGGAUUAUUCCUAUACAAGGUACAAGGAGAAGAAGUGUCACGGACUCCUCUCAUACGUCUCGAACAAAUCACAUAUGAUGGACGCUCUCAACAAAUGUGAUUGUGAAGAGUUGGAUGUUCGUCCAUUCGAUGCUCAGCCUCUAAUUGAGCUAGUUUUCCUAUUUCUUAGCGGUUGUUCAAAAAUGUAUGGUAUUGAUCCCGCAAUUGAAGAUGCAGAAUACAAAAAUUUGGUGAACCUUAUGAGAGAAGUUCGGGAUAUUAGGACAAAAUGGCUCAUAGGCCAGAUGGAAAAUACUCCUGAAGUCAAUGGGGAGGCCAACAGGAUCAUUGACAUCGCAAUCGAGCUGGUCAGAGAGGCAGCUAAGCUGCAUCGGGUGCCGGAUGCUGAUGCUGUAGUUGAGCGGGCGGAGUACGCUUGUCUGUCACUCCUGGAUAAAUACGAUGAUGUGUAUAUUGAUGAUGAUGCUUAUGCUGCGGAUAUUGUAAUGAUGGAGAACUGGUCGCAGAGGUUUCUUGGGAAAGUUAAAGAUGAAGAAUUUAAAAAGCUACGUGAUUUAGGGUGUAUCGAAAUUUACGAGUCCCCAGACCACUGGUGGGUUGAACCUCUUCUGUCUAUUUUUGUCUCAAGAGAUCAUCAAUAUAAAUUUGAUGAAACAUUAAAGAAUGUAAUCUUUGGUAAGUUGCAUGGCGUCAGGAUCCUCUUACGGUGUCGUGAUACAAAAGCCCGCAGUUUUUCUGACGUUAUCGAGCAAAAUUUUCCUAAAGCCUGCAGCAAAAUCGGAGUAUCCAGCGUUGAAUAUAUUUUGAAGUAUCAAUAUCCACUUAUAUUUGUGGAUGCGUAUGAUGAAGCUGACGCCAUGUAUAGAGAAGUCAUUGAAGAAAUGGUGUACAAAUUCCAUAAAUAUCCCUGCAAGAUUGUCAUCAAUCACCGUUUUGUGGCUGAUUCUUUAGAUUCUAGCAAACCACUAGUACUUCCUUUGGCGCUGAAAAUGUCCAAGUUUCCAAAGAAUUUUAAGUUCUGUUAACUGCGUUGCUUCGCAAAUUUCGGUGCUCUUCAUUGUGUUUAUCCACUUAAUUUUGUUUCAUUGCAAUUCUCUUUAAUUCAUUGCAGGCUCUUAAUUCUAUUGCAGCGCUCCUCAUUUUAUUACAGCACUCUUCAUUUUAUUACAGCACUCUUCAUUUUAUUACAGCACUCUUCACUUUAUUUCAACGCUGCAAUUCUUAUUUAUUUUCAUUAUGUCGGCCCUGCUUGAGGAGUAUUAAGAUGUGCUGAUAUAAACCGUACUCGUUCGUAAGCCUUUCAGUGCUGCUGAAUUCAGCGUUAGUUGGACUGCGUAAUUUAGAGCAUUACUAUCGUACCUAGUGAAGGUAAAUUUGUACCUAUGUACCGUAAGAUAAAGGAGGAUAAAGAUGAAAUUGCGCAGCACUCAGGGUACUUACAAGCGCCAUCUAUCAUUCACGAGUACCAAGGGCCAGACUUGAUGUUUAUUAUCAACACACGCAUGUGUAUCUGAGAGUUUAGAUGUAUUUUAUUCUAGUUGAGAAAUAUACGAAUUCAAUUUAUUUUAAUGCAGUUACAAACUGCCUUAAAUACUAGAUAGAAACUGUCUAGAUUGACUAUAUUACUGUUUAAACUACAAUUAUAUUCUAAAUACCUGCCUAUGAAUCUCUAUCUCUAACAAUCAGCGAAAUUUAAUAAGGUAACUUAUAACUUAGGAAAUCCUCACGAACUUCCGCCUUGAAUACAUUGUGAUAUCCUGUUUGAUGGCUGCAAGGAAUAUUAGAUUAGGUUUAGGUUUUGUCAGAGCUAGUAAUUUCCUAACAAAUUUCUCGAUAUUACGAAGUCACGAAGCUUUUUGUACGCUUUAUCGAAGAUCAGGACUAAGCAUGGAUGUUUUAUAUUUAAAUGCUAUUUAUAUACUCACUUAUAAGUGCAUAGUAGUUUGAACGCUUCUUUUAUGGUCAUGCUUCUACGAAAAUCAGCUUUCGCAACUCUCUUCACUUUUUCUACAUUUUCUAUGAAUAUUCGUUCACUUGAAUCUUUGUUUUAGCUUCAUUCAGAAGUAAAGACCGAAUCUUUCUUAUGCUAGGUAUUAUGUAGGUUACUGAACGGUAGGAGCGACGUUAACCAUAUGAAUAUCACGUAUUUUUCAACUUUGUAAUAAACGUGUUUUCAUUC